AUGUCAUCCGAGCUUGAAGUAUUAAUCACUGAGUUUGAGGCUAAGAAAACUGACGAGAAAGCUAGGCUUGAAGCAUUGAGACAGAGCUUCGCCGAGCUUGAGGCUAGAAUUUUAAAACUAGAGCAGGAUCAGGCAGAAAGAGAAACUAAGAAAAAUCGCAAAUUCCAGACCAAGUGCAUCCAGAUAGCUAAGGAAAUUCUUAAUGAGGAACCUAUGAUCGAAUAUCGCCCUCCUUUCUUGAACGGAUUAGAGCUUGAUGCCUUCUUCCAAAAAUAUCGAAUUGCAUUGGAGGUGCAAGAGGCUCAGCAUCGGCUUCAUAGCACUAGCUGGUAUAAGGAUGUUAAAAAACUCGAAGACAUUGUUAAUCGUGAUCGGCAAAAACGAUGCAUGUGUCAAGAUAAUGGAAUUUCCCUUCUUGAAGUAUGGUACGACGAAAAACCAGAAAUUGUCAUUCCAGAAAGGAUACGAAAAAUUAAGGACGGAAGUUAUUCCAAAGAAAUGUCACUUCCAAGGGAAUUUAGUGAAGAGACAAAAAAUCUUCUUGCAGUAUGGCGUGAUAUUAUUCUUGAAAAACAUAAAGAUGAUGAUGAUGAAAUUUUUUGUAGUGAUCCAUUAUUGAUUAUUGAAUACCAUCAACCGGGUACUCCCGGCUAUACUCCUAACCCGUUUCCCAAUGUCACACAUCCUCCGCAAUCGAAUUCAGUCUUCGCAUUCAAUAGAAUGCAAACAAUGGAUGAUGCUGUUGCACGAUUACUUAGAAGUUAUAGUAACCUUGUGUCGGGACGACCAGACCCUGUUGUUGGACAAGUAUACGUAGUGGAGUUUCGCAGGGCUAAUACAUACGAAGUUUCUGAACGGACCAGUGUUUUUGACUGA
Molecule: messenger RNA, 876 nt
Organism: Cetraspora pellucida
Lineage: Eukaryota; Fungi; Glomeromycota; Glomeromycetes; Diversisporales; Gigasporaceae
Source: the annotation of a GenBank genome assembly